AAAUGAUGACAAAAAUGGCGUUCAUUUUGAGUGAAAUUUGAAAUUAAUAUUUAAUUUAAUGAUUAGUUUUUGUCAUAAUUUGACAUCAAUUAUGGAUUUGUAGAGAAAUUCGUGGAAAAUGUUUAGAUUUGGUUCGAGAAAAGACGUGAACUGCGAGUUCAAGUGUGGGAUCAGACUCUUGGACGACAAUGAAGUCCUUCAGACAGAGUUUAAGCGCGAACAAAAGGGACAGUUUCUGCUCGACUUUGUCUUCAAAAGCCUUAAUCUCAUUGAAAGGGAUUAUUUCGGACUCAGAUUUGUUGACCAAAACAAACAACGGAAUUGGUUGGACCCAACUAGGUCAAUCAUCAAACAAGUCAAAGGAGUGGAUCCGAUAGUGUUUUGUUUUCGAGUCAAGUUCUAUGCGGCCGACCCUUCGCUCCUUAAGGAAGAGAUCACCAGAUAUUUCCUUUACUUACAGUUGAGACGGGAUUUACUUCACGGCAGACUGUAUUGCAUGCCUUCGGACGCAGCGGUUCUCAUGGCGUUUGUCAUUCAAUCAGAAUUAGGAGACUUUGAUCCCGAAGAACACGUCGGCGAAUAUGUGUCCGAAUUUAAGCUAUUGUUGAAUCAAACGUCGAAAAUGGAGACACAGGUUAUGGAUAUACACAAGAAUGAAAUGAGAGGUCAAACGCCCGCAGAGGCAGAGCUGAACUUCUUGAAGAAAGCGUCACAUUUGGAGACCUAUGGUAUAGAUCCUCAUCCCGUCAAAGAUCAAAGAGGGAAUCAACUCUACUUAGGGGUCAAUCACUCGGGAAUUCUUGCAUUUCAGGGAAGCCGUAAAACACAUCACUUUAAAUGGAGUGAACUCCAGAAGAUUACAUAUGAGAGCCGUAUGUUUAUCGCUCAUUGUCUCAUCAAUGAUAAGAAGCAUUUAAUUGGUUUCAAGUGUCCGAACAUCUCUUCGUGUCACUACCUCUGGAGAUGUGCUGUCGAACAAAGAUAUUUCUUUACAAUGAAUUCCUCGCGUGACAUACCAUUCGUUACCACCGGUGGAGGAAUGUUCUCAAGAAGUACUAAAUUGAGAUAUAGUGGAAGAACUGAAAGAGAGAUAAUUGAGGACAUGAAACGUGUGGACAGAGUGUCGGCCAGUAUUCAUAGGAGUUAUUCGAUAACAUCGGCGCCGCCAUCGAUGCGAACUCUCGGCCGCUCUAAUACGGCUCCGUUGCCACACCACGAGUCACCCGAGAGGUCCACUUAUUAUCACAGCAAAGUGGUUCCGUAUCUCAAUUAUUCAACACUCUCUGAGCCGUGCGAUGAACACAACCCACACAUCGAUCCCGAGGCAAAUGAGGUCCACCCGAACGCUAACGUCUCGUUACCGCCAUCUUUGGAUCCAUUCGACGAAGAAGAUUGGGAUUUGUCUAUGACUUCAAGUUUGCCCACAGAAUUCGAUCUGAGACCAGAUCUGACGCCAACCGGUGAGGAAUGUCACACGUUAUCAUUCGAGACACCAGAGGUGCGAUCGUCGCCCUCACACAUGGCCUCUAAUGGAACCGAUUCUGACGAACCGUUUGAACAAAACAGUGAUAUUUUAGAGAAAAAGAGCACUUCUUCUCAAAGUAAAGGUUCUGUCAAUAGUUGCAGAGCUCUUCCCCCCAAACCAUUGACCAAACUCUACGCUAUUGUCCGCACUUCUAUCUUAAGCUCAUUACUGGUUAUGUUGUUCUUCUCGUGCCUUCUCGUAGUUAUCAUUGAAUCCGAUUCCGAUCUCUUCUCUCAUUUGCGAAAACUGCCAGAACUGGUAGUAUUAAGACGUGAUUAUUACGAACCAUUCAAAGACAUUGUCUGGCAAUCAAUCGGCAAAUGAUUGAAUUAUACAUUCCUUUUACUGACAAAACUUCCAACUCUUGAAUUGAAAUAUUUUGGGACAAUUAGUAUUGUUGUCAACAAUUGAUUUCAACUCAUCUGAAUCUCUUGUCUUUAAAUACUUUCCAUUCUUAUUAUAUACAGUAUUAUUAAUAUCAUUAUAAUUAUAUAAAUUCCAAUCAUUUUGCGCUAUAUUUUUACUCCACAAACACUUAAUUGUUAUUUAUUUUUAAUUUUUACUAUUUUUAAAGAAAUCUUUUGUAACAAUUAAUUUAUAUGCAAAACCAAAGCAAUGAAAUGAUUAAUUGCUUGUAUUGAUGAGCAGUUACUACACCUGUUCUGGUGUUAGUAAACAGAGCUUUAAAGAUAUCUAUAAUUUAACAAAUUGUUUGACUAUUAAAUUGCAAAUCUAUAUAAGUUUCGAUUGUUAGGGAAUUCUUGAGAACCGAUUACAUACUUAACCAAUUUGUUAAAUCUAUUUCAAUAUAUAUAUCGAUUUUAUUAAUGUUUUACAGUAUUUAUUCAAAACGGG
Medioppia subpectinata is the source of this 2380-nucleotide messenger RNA. NCBI's taxonomy places the organism in Eukaryota, Metazoa, Arthropoda, Arachnida, Sarcoptiformes, Oppiidae. The record is from the annotation of a GenBank genome assembly.